This is a messenger RNA of Poecilia reticulata (guppy), 1611 nucleotides long. It is a transcript of the gene cxcr2, whose product is annotated as chemokine (C-X-C motif) receptor 2. Gene Ontology annotation, cellular component: external side of plasma membrane; membrane. Gene Ontology annotation, molecular function: C-X-C chemokine receptor activity; C-C chemokine receptor activity; C-C chemokine binding. NCBI's taxonomy places the organism in Eukaryota, Metazoa, Chordata, Actinopteri, Cyprinodontiformes, Poeciliidae. The record is from RefSeq and is a predicted model, not a curated record. Gene Ontology annotation, biological process: neutrophil chemotaxis; G protein-coupled receptor signaling pathway; positive regulation of cytosolic calcium ion concentration.
CUGUGCACAACAAGUCAGGAGCGAUGAAGCUACACCUUUUUUUAAUGUGUAUCAUGAAUUAUUUGCUGCUGACAAAUCAAGAGGAGCAGAAAUCGGAAGUGAAACGRGAAUCCUGGAAUUUACCCGACAACGUCACUUAUACUUAUCCUGACGACUAUGAUGAUGAGAACAGCUCCCCCUGCGACUCGACCGUGCCGGGAUUUAACUCCCUCGCCCUUCUGGUCAUCUACAUCAUCGUGUUUGUGUUCAGCGUCUUGGGCAACAGCGUGGUGGUCUUCGUGGUCUGCUCYAUGAGCAAAGGCAGAGCCAGCACAGAUAUCUACUUGAUGCACCUUGCCCUGGCUGACCUCCUCUUCUGUUUCACUCUCCCCUUCUGGGCCGUUGAGUCUCACUUCGGUUGGCUCUUCGGCAACCUCCCCUGCAAGUUCCUAUCCAGCUUCCAGGAGGCGUCCGUGUACAGCGGCGUCUUCCUGCUGGCCUGCAUCAGUGUGGACCGCUACUUUGCCAUCGUAAGAGCGACACGAGUGCUGUCCUCCCGCCACCUGCUGGUGAAGGUGAUCUGCGCCGCUGUGUGGCUGAUGUCCGGGUUGCUGUCUCUGCCAGUGGCRAUUCAAAGAGAGGAAAUCUYKCCAGAGGGACUGCAGAAAUCCAUUUGCUAUGAGAACCUAACCGGGGAGAGCAGCGACCAGUGGCGGGUCGGCCUCCGGGUUCUGCGGCACACUGUGGGCUUCUUCCUCCCCCUGGUGGUGAUGGCGUUCUGCUACGGCUGGACGAUGGUGACGCUGUUCAGCACACGCAGUCAACAGAAGCACAAGGCCAUGCGCGUCAUCCUGGCAGUGGUUCUGGCGUUCAUCUUUUGCUGGCUGCCUUACAACAUCACGGUUCUGAUAGACACGCUCUACCGAGGCGGGUCGCUCGAAGAAACYUGYGACGUCCGCUACAGAGUGGAGACCAUGCUGCAGGUGACCAAGGUCAUCGCCUUCCUGCACUGCAUGGUGAACCCGGUGCUGUACGCCUUCAUCGGGGAGAAGUUUCGGAACGAGCUGCUGACAGCUCUCUACAAACAGGGCAUCAUCAGCAAGAAGCUCUGGGUGUCUUACAGGAAGGGUUCUGCRGCCAGCGUGGCUAGUCUAAGGUCCAGAAACACCUCUGUGUCGGUGUAAGCUAACGCUGUCUGUGGGCUAUGUUCACACAGCACGUCUUGAUGCUCAGUUCCAAUAUUUUUUWGUUUUUCAUGGUCAUUCAUAGUAAUAAACCCAACUUCRAUGAGGUUUCUGUGCAAACGGUUCAUGACCCAAAGCGACCUGCUUGUGCAGAAGAACACCGGACUAUAAAUCAGUMACAAUCUAUAAAGCAGYAAAGAUGUGACCAGCAUCAAUAGACAAUACGUCCGAUUGAAUAUUCAAGAAUUUCACUGAACUCUGAUCCAGAACCGCACAGCAUUCUGGGGGAUGUAGGCACAGGAAAGGCUUCAGCAACCAGCCAAGCAAGGUUGGUGGCAUCCAUCAAGUAACUCACCCACUCUGGUCACCUGGCAACAACCUGCUGAGUAACUUGUGGUCACCUGGCAACAACCUGCUGAGUAACUUGUGGUCACCUGGAAACAACCUG